Messenger RNA from Pseudomassariella vexata, 1118 nucleotides. RefSeq lists its product as uncharacterized. Lineage: Eukaryota; Fungi; Ascomycota; Sordariomycetes; Amphisphaeriales; Pseudomassariaceae. The coding region runs from base 232 to 909 and encodes 225 amino acids. Gene Ontology annotation, cellular component: cytoplasm. The transcript has 2 exons. Gene Ontology annotation, biological process: N-acetylglucosamine metabolic process. The record is from RefSeq and is a predicted model, not a curated record.
CUUCGUACAUCUGACUAGCUCCACCCGCCGUGGUGGGGAAAAUGUAGUGUGGCGUUAUGUACAAAGUGCACUAUGCGGCUGACCGCAUUUCCCCUGAUCUCCGAUUGUAAAGAAGUUGCCUCGCUCAUGCGUCGAAGUAACGUGACGUUUUGUACUCCAUGUUCAGCUUAAUCUACCGAGCAGAUUCUAAGUCCUUCUCGGAACCACCUUGAUCGAGUUUCAACACCAAAGAUGGGCAGCCUCGACCAUGGCAGCACUCUGCCCUACUGGCACAUGAACGUGCCCGAAGCAGAAAGGACGUCAGAAUGCCCCGAGUUCCUGCGAACCCUCAAUGCCAAAGACCUCGGCAUCAUCCGCACGCCCGAUGCUGAAUACCACGUACUGAUGUGGCCUGAAGUCCAGAAAAUCAUCGCGGACAACCGGCUGGACCUGUUCCAGCGGGUUCCCUCGGAGCUGCGGCGGUACCUGGGCUACACGUGGAAGUUGAAGCAGGAGUACGGCAGCGUCAUGAAUUUCGUGCUCAACGAGCGGCUCCAUUGGAGCACGCCCAUUACUCCGAAGGGGAGUCGACCGUUCGAGUGUGAUGAGGACAUCAAAAUCUUGUGGAAUGAUUGGCCGUACGGAAUUGAUAAGCAGAUUGUGCAUUUAGUGGUUUGGACCAAGUUUGAUCUCGAGGAGAAUCCGGUUACGACAGACCUCACGGACAAGGCGAGGAAGGAUAUUGAUGAUUAUGUCAAUAACACGUUUGGCGCAAUGGUACCGCGGGAUCGUUAUAUCUGGUUCAAGAACUGGAGAUCUCUCAAAUCCGUGCAGGCCGUCGAGCAUUUCCAUGUCAUGUUGUUCGAUCCUGAUCCGAACUUUAUCAAGGAGAUCACGAAUGGUGAUAUUCCCUUGUGUCAGAAAGUUUAACACACGCAACCCAGUCUUGGACUGACUUGUCUGGCAGAGUAUACCACAAGAGCCGUGGAUGUACUCAUAAUGUUCAACUCAUCAUUGCCCAACAUGUGCCGCUCACAAAUAUGUGAGCACGCAACUACUGAGAAGCUGACAAUGGCUGGCUUGAAGACAUCUGAUAUUGUGCAGUCAUCUUUAUGGCAAAUCUGCUCCCAUCUUGAUUU